GAGCGCGUAUUUAUGGAUGUAAGCGGGAACAUUUCGCUUGCAUGCCAAAUAAAAAUCGUUGUAGCAGCUAUUUUACGCUUUUGCAGCUAAUCGAGGGAGCACUUUUUUUUUUCACCUAUCGACCAUUACUGAAAGUGGAGCGACGCACUGGAAGUCUUUCUUUUGGCGUUAAAUUAUAGCCAACGAGCGGUGACUGUACUGUGGACCCGCGCAUGCGCAGUCGAAGCCCCGGAGCCGCAGGAGAUCAGAGCUGUGCUCCAGCACAACACACUGGGACGCCGUCAUGAGUGCCAAAGUGAAUAUGGAGGCUCCAGCCAAAGAACCGGACUGCACCCCUAUGGAUCCGUCAUCUUCGUCUCCCACAGAGACAAUCCUCAUAUGCGGGGGUGAUGGUGUGACCAAGAAGGCUCGGCCUCAGCCCCACACCACCACUGCUCUCCUGCUACCAGGUGAACUCAUAUCUCCUGCCCAUCAGAAGGUGGAGGUGACUCCAGCUGUUGCAGUGGGUAACCCAGGUAAAGGAAGCAGAGCCAAUGAGAUGGCAACGCCUGCACUGACAGCACAGGUGGGCGGAGCUUGUAGCAUUGUCCAUGUCCUAGAGUUGAAGGAGGGAAUGGCCAUCCUGCCCAGUAGCAACCUUAAGUUCUGUGUGAGUGACUUAGGAGCUCUGAGCACAUUGAUCACCCCGGGCACUGCCAGCAGCACUGCUGAACCUGCAGCAGGGACUUCUGGGAGAUCCACUGACGCAGAAAGAGUUCCAGACAAGCCAGCCCUGUCUGUGACAGAUGCGUCGGCUCCUGCCAGCUCUGGGAGGGGCGUGGCCCUGGAGCCAGAGAGGUUGGUGCCGGUCAAAGCUGGAGUCCAGGUUGAUCCAGGACAACAGAACCAUAAUCCCAGAGCUCAGCGGACCUACACAGAAGAGCUCCGCAGAGACCCCAUCACUGACAAGAGGAGCAUUGGCGUGGAGAAGGUGCCGGCAGGCGGGAGAGUCUCCCUCAACCCCGAUCACCUGAAGCCCAUGAGGAAGAGGAAAAGGAAGGAGUACCUGAGUCCAUCUGAGGAAGACUCGGACAUCGAGGGCACGGAUGAGAAAAUGGAUUAUUCUAAAGCAGAUGGCCGACACAUCAGAGGAGGUGGAGACAGUAAGACAGAGCAGUGGACGUGGGCUCAGUACCUGGAGGAGACCAAAGCUGUUGCUGCUCCUAACAACGUUUUCCAAGAGUCCCAGAGAGUGCCGACAGUGAGGAACGGCUUCAAACACGGGAUGAAGCUGGAAGGCAUCGACCCGCAGCAUCCGUCCAUGUACUUUGUCCUCACUGUGGCUGAGGUCUGCGGUUACCGGCUGCGGCUCCAUUUUGAUGGCUACUCUGACUGUCAUGACUUCUGGGUGAAUGCCAACUCUCCUGACAUCCACGCUGCAGGCUGGUGUGAGAGCACAGGGCACAAAUUGCACACCCCCAAAGGCUGUAAAGAGGAGGAGUUUACUUGGACCAACUAUCUGAGAAUGACUAAAGCACAAGUGGCUCCCAAAGAACAUUUUGCCAGUCCCGGAAGGAUCGAUGUGAAGUGUGGUUUCGAGAUAGGAAUGAAGCUGGAGGCCGUCGAUCGUAUGAACCCCUCCCUGAUCUGUGUAGCAACCAUCACCGAUGUGGUGGACGACCGCUUCCUGGUUCAUUUUGACAACUGGGAUGACACAUAUGACUACUGGUGUGAUUCCAGCAGUCCGUACAUUCAUCCUAUUGGUUGGUGCCAAGAAAGGAACCUCCCUCUAACACCACCCCAAGAUUAUCCAGACCAAGGCCGGUUCGCCUGGUCUCGAUACUUGGAGGAGACAGGAUCCAAAGCAGUGGCUGCUGAUGCCUUUAAAGUGCGGUCACCUCACAGCUUUCAGCCUCAGAUGAAACUGGAGGCUGUGGACAAGAGAAGUCCCGGUCUCAUAAGAGUGGCUACAGUUGAGGAGGUGGACACGCAUCGCAUUAAGAUCCAUUAUGAUGGCUGGAGUCACGUCUAUGAUGAGUGGGUAGACUCAGAUCACCCAGACAUCCAUCCAGCAGGCUGGUGCGAGGCGACCAGUCACCCGCUUAAAAUCCCUCCACGGGACACUAAAACACAGCAACCGCAUGGUAGCAACCAGCCUCACGUGACUGCUUUUUCUUCGCUUAAAACUGGAGGUGUGAGGGAGCCUCCUGCUACAGGCCAGUCCACCUACACCUCCUCUGUUCCCUGUAAACCCAUCAGUCAGCCCAGAACCAACAAAUACAGCUUCCACAACAGGAAGUGUCCAACUCCAGGGUGUGACGGCUCAGGCCAUGUCACCGGUCGUUUCACCGCCCAUCACUGCAUAUCCGGCUGCCCAUUGGCUGAGCGUAACCAGGGUAGGCUGAAGGCUGACCUGUCAGACUCAGAGUGCAAGAGAAACCACUUCUUUGGUCAGAGGACUAAGAAGACUCAUUACCGUGGCAGGAUUGGUCGUCCUCCCAAAUACAGAAAGAAUCAACAGAGGGACUACCAGAACAUGUCCUCACAGGGAGUGUAUCCAUCACUGUUCAUGUCAGCUUUGAGCAACCAAUCAGACCGCACUCUGUCUUUGUGCUGGGAACAGCACUGCAAGCUGCUGCCCGGCGUUCAGGGCAUUCACGCCAGCCAGGUGGCCACAUGGAGCGUCGAGGAGGUCUUCAGAUUUGUCCAGAAUUUAAUUGGCUGUGAAGAACAGGCUCGUCUCUUCAAAGAAGAGAUGAUCGACGGGGAGGCUUUCCUGCUGCUGACCCAGACCGACAUUGUGAAGAUCAUGAGCAUUAAGCUAGGCCCCGCCCUCAAGAUCUCCAACGCCAUCCUCAUGUUCAAGAGCACAGACGAGGGACUGAAGUGAAUCCCGCCCUCACUCAGCGGCAGCGCUGUGUCGCCAAUCAUCAUGUGCCAAAUUCAUUCUGUUGCAGGGAAAAAGACCCUGACCCCUUUUUCCAUGUGUUCGGUGUCCUGUACCCAUCAGAGAGAGGGAGAAGGGAGGGGUGGGGGGUGGGGGGGUGAGGUCCGAUCAGGGUAAAGAGAAACAGAGCUGAGAUUAGAAGAUUCAGGUUGAUUAGAAAAUAUGAAUAUUUUUGGAGAGUAAUGGAGGACUGUCAUGGAUAUGAGGAUGGAGCAGAUGUAGGAAAACAGAAACUGAUGGGUUUGGUUCACCCAAAACCCCUCAAAAAAUAUCCCUUGGCCACAGUACAUCUGUGUGUGCUGUGCUAAAUCUCAACAUUUCAACCCACAUACUUUAUACUGAAUUUGAAUUAUAAGCCAGCGGGAACGGCUGGAAACCCCACGGUUGCAUUUCUCUGCCUACCAAAGCACACUUUACAUCCAUGUCUCUCUGCGGGUAACUUUUUUACUAUUUGAACAUAAAAUGUUCUAAUUUUAUAAAUAACAUAUCCUUUUAAGCUAUUGUGAGAAAUGAUAUCACAGUGUGAAUUAAGCCAAAAGCUCUCAGCGACUUUUAAACACCGACUACCAAAUUCUAAUCAGUUCGUGCUUGAACUUCCAAAUUUAAAGACAAUCCCCGAAAACCUUCAAAAGGUAUCAUGUCCUUGAUUAAGAUGAACAAAGGUGUCAUUCUUAAGGUAUACAAACUUAUGGACACAUGGAUGGGCAGAGAACUGCAGACACCCGCUGCUCUCAUUGGUGUGAAGGGGAAAAAAUAGGUGAUGUCAUGUAACAGAUGUUUGUUAAACAGACAUACUGUUUUAUUUGUUUUCCUGCACAAGGAAGAUUAACAUCCAGUUCCUGCCUACACCAAUGCAGCUGAUAUAAGUACUGAUACUGUACAUUUACUUCCUAAGUUAGAAUAAUUCCUAUUUAUGUACCAGGAUAGUUGAAACCUCCAAAGAGGUCAACUUACCUUAAGAUAAAGUUCACACGUGGCCAGAUGUGAUGAGAACUCUUACCUGGAUUGUGACAAAACCCAUCAGUUUGCAGUCUGACGAGUAAAAGUGAAAGGAACAUGUAUCAAGGUUGAAAAGAAAACAUCCUGAAAUACUGUAUCAACUAAUGGAAAUGAAGGGGGAAAAAAAAGGUUGGGUAAAAGACAAGAAAGGGUUCCACAUAAAAAAAAGUAAGUAAAAGGAUUUUGAUGCAGUAGGUGAGGCUGGUCUGUGAGGCUCUUAUAGGCUUCACGUUUUGUGCAAUAAAGAAGCUGAUACAGAAGUGCUGUAUUCAGCAACAGUUAAUAUUACAGUUCCUUAUAUAUUAGACAAAUUGUUGCACUGUAAUGUUAAAAAAAAAAAAGGAAAUCAAAUGAGUUGCUUUGUUCAGACUGUUUAGAUUUGUGAUUGAGUCGCAGAGGAAGCUCAUUUCACUGAUUAUUCCUGAGUAUUAGUUCUUUAUGUUCACUGCCUCAAAAUUCUGCGCGCCGCACCGAAAAUGUGAGCGCUCGAGUGAAGGACGAGAUGUAACUUUUAGAACGUCGACCCUCAGCUCUCGAAUCCGAGGCAGAGAAAACAAACGACAGUGUUUGAAUUUUUAUCUCUAUAUGCAAAACGUCUGAAAUUAUUUUUUAGCUGUUAUAGAUAGAUGAAACGGACUCUUUGCAUUGGGAUUUUAGCACAACUGUGAAAUUCAAAUGGAUUUUACACAUGGAUAUUCCCACACUCGGUCACUAGAGAGUGCAAAAAAUCCACCUUUUGCACUAUAAACACGUAUUUGGUAUCUAGCCAAUGGAGCGCUCUUGCAGUUUACAUGUGAAGGAAGCGCCGGGCGAACUGUGUUCUCAGAAAUGUUUACAUUUGAUGUCAGGGUUUGUUUAAAACACUGUAUGGAGUUGAUAUUGUGAGACGAAAGCUGAAUGUUUUAAGGGCUCCUGGAAUCUUAAAUAUUACUUCUUUGUAUGUCUCUCUGGUGGGAUUUGUGUGCGUGUGUGUGCGUGUCAAGAUAAUCUUGGGUCACAAAUGUCAUUUAAACCAUAUGAAUUAAUAAACAUCCACAGCUGUCUUGUCUGAUUAA
Molecule: messenger RNA, 4980 nt
Organism: Neolamprologus brichardi
Lineage: Eukaryota; Metazoa; Chordata; Actinopteri; Cichliformes; Cichlidae
Gene: l3mbtl1
Product: L3MBTL histone methyl-lysine binding protein 1
Biological process (GO): negative regulation of DNA-templated transcription
Cellular component (GO): nucleus
Molecular function (GO): histone binding; zinc ion binding; chromatin binding
Source: RefSeq, a predicted model, not a curated record